Molecule: messenger RNA, 531 nt
Organism: Camelina sativa (false flax)
Lineage: Eukaryota; Viridiplantae; Streptophyta; Magnoliopsida; Brassicales; Brassicaceae
Source: RefSeq, a predicted model, not a curated record
UUGACCGACUCUUAGAUUUAUAAAUAUAGACAUCGUCCAAAAAACCAUCUCUCAUUCAAGGUAAACAAUGUCUUCGAAAAAGAUUGUGUUGACAAGCUCUGAUGGCGAGUCUUUCGAAGUUGAGGAAGUGGUGGCGAGAAAAAUGCAGACCGUAAGGCAAAUGAUCGAAGACGACUGUGCUACUAACGAAAUCCCGCUUCAAAAAGUUACAGGAAUGAUCCUCGCCAUGGUUAUCGAGUAUUGCAAGAGACACGUCGAUGAUGAUCAUGUAGCAACUGAGGAUGCGAAGAAGAAGCUCAAGGAUUGGGACGAAGUGUUCAUGAAGAAUGUUGAUGCUGAUAAGACCGUCAGCCUCCUUAUUGCUGCUGACUAUCUCAAAGUGUGACGGUAUCUUCUUGAUCUCACUUCCCAGGCCGUUGCAGAUUAUAUCAUAGAAAAGAGAGUAUAGGAACUUCGAGAAAUCUUUUAGCUUACACACCCGAAGAAGAAGAAGAGAUUCACAAGGAACACUCUUGGGCUCUUAGAGAUCCA